AUGUAGAGAUAAAAUCACAAAAAAUUAUCUUUAUCACUCAAUUAGGAUUACAUUUUGAAUAAUUAUAAAGACUCCUUUUACUAUCAUACAGUGGCUGUUCGAUAAUAAUAAAUACCAAAACGGAAAGUUUCUCCCAUCAUUCCAAGACAAGUUAAACCAUCUCGUUAAAUACCAUUAAACUUAGAUGUUUAUAUUGAUUAACUAAAAACUGCGGAUUCUUAACUAAAUUCAAAAAUUAAAGCUGAUGUUAAUUACACCAUGGUAUAUGAUUAAGACGACCUAAAAUUAAGUAGAAAAAUAGGUAGUACUUGAUUGAUUAUUUAGAUUAAAAUUAUGCUCAUUUUGAAAAAAUCAGACAUAGGUCAACUAUUAAUCCUUCUACAAUAAUUAGAAAUAAUCUACGAGAUAACUUUUAAUAGAACCCUGAAAAUUUCCUUAUAUAAACUUAAAGAUAUACAAAUAGAAAAUAAAUUAUGCCUCUCAAAGUUAAUUAUUAAACAGAGAUCGGUAGAAUUACAAAAUAAUUUUGUUAGAAUAAAAAAAAAUUAAAAAUUCUUAACAAAUUCAGAAUACUAACCAAAAUCAUAGGGAGACUUCUUUUGUUGUAUCUUAGACUAGCUUAACAUAUAUCAGUUGAUUAUUAAGCUCAAAAAGCAAAGAUAGAUCAUUAUAAUAGUUUAAAAACUGCAUUUAAAAUGGAUAGAAAAAUAAAUGAUUAAUUAAUAUAAAAAAUUUAGGAAUGGACAUCUCCAGCUUUUUAAAAAAUACUUUAUUAUAUGGAAAAAAAUUAUGAAGAUAAUAUUAAUGAUGAAUUAAUUGAUAGUGAUAAAAUUAAAGAUUAAGAAUAACUUUGGUGUUUGAAUUAUGCCAAAUUCUUAUUUUAAAAUAUUGAAUUAAUUACAAGAAAAGGAAAUAUUCCAAUUGAAAUUAUUAAAGAAUUAUCUAAGGCAACUUAAAUAACCUAGAAUACUUAUAUGUCAUUAUUUCUUGCGAAAAGAUUAAAAUUUUAAAUUUCCUCAUAUUCAAAAUCAGAGUAUUAACUUAUUGCUAGUGAAUAUAUAUAUUUCAACAUUAUUUUGAGUUAAUUGUUUGAUUAAGUAAAUAAAUUAAAAUAUAAACAUCUUAAACAUAAUCUUUAAUAAAAAAUAAAGAUAAUAGAACUUGCUAGCAUAAUUCAUGUUUAUUUUAUUAAAUAUUUUGUUAAUAUGCCUUCAAGAGAAGAUGUUAGUGAUAAAAAACUUUAUUAAAGAAAACUUCAUAUAUCUGGAGAUAAAAAUUAAGAAUUAAUUUUGAUAGACACAAACGAUAUAUGUUUAUAAGAAAUAAUAAUUGUAGGAUUAAAAUCUGAAGAACAUGUUAAGAAUUUAUUAAAGAAAAAAGAGACUUUAUCAAAAUUAUUGGGAAAGCUAUUUGAUAAAACAAUACAGAAUAUUUAUUCUUAAAUUGAAAUAUGUGAUAAUAUCGAUUGA
Messenger RNA from Paramecium pentaurelia, 1469 nucleotides. NCBI's taxonomy places the organism in Eukaryota, Ciliophora, Oligohymenophorea, Peniculida, Parameciidae. The record is from the annotation of a GenBank genome assembly.